Molecule: messenger RNA, 1128 nt
Organism: Coprinopsis cinerea okayama7#130
Lineage: Eukaryota; Fungi; Basidiomycota; Agaricomycetes; Agaricales; Psathyrellaceae
Exons: 10
Coding region: 1-1128 (375 amino acids)
Molecular function (GO): metal ion binding
Source: RefSeq, a predicted model, not a curated record
AUGGCCACGCAACCUCUUGGAGAAGCCACCCAGCAGCUCUGGGAUGACGCCCUCACCCGGCUUCUCCACCUUUCUUCUUCUACUGUGCGACGAAAUUCUGAGCUCGAGGCCCGGGUCGCGGAGCUCGAGCUCGAGCUCCACGUCUGGAAGCAGGCUCAUGCAUCAGCGCUGGAGGCAAACGAGGCACAUAACGUGCAGAUUGCUGCGCUCAACCGACAAAUAUCCAACUUAGACUACUUCAAGAACAACCAAAGUCCACUUAUCCUUUGCGUCUUAAAUGGCAAUGAGCUCUGCUUUAGCCGUGAGCUCCUUAUGCAAGGUUACCAAGGAGGUCGGCUUGCUGCGCAAGAAAUUACCAAGGUCAUCGCGGAACACUUGACCAAGGAGGAAGUCUACGUCUAUGGACGUUUAUCGUUUUGGAUCACGAUCUAUCUAAGCAAAUCUGAAGUUCUGGAGAAUCUUCUCUAUCAUAAUGCUUGCACGGAGCCUCACUUCACCUCUUUCCUCGCUGGGUUUAGUCAGGCGUCCGCUCGCUUCUGUGUUGUGGACGUUGGCUGCGGAAAGGACGCUGUCGAAUCAAAGAUCAAAGAAUACCUGCAGACGUUCAUACGAUUUCCACAGACAAUCCGGGUAUUUUUCGGCGGGUAUGAGCCGCCUUCAUACACUGCGCUUUUCGAUGCGCUCGAUCAGGAGCAAUUAUUGGGCAAGAUUGCACUCUUGCAGACGAACGACAAUGGUCCAGGGGAUGGACAGGCGAUGCACCCCCUCCCCAAAUUGCGCUUGGACAACGUCUUCAUGAACGAACGACUCCAAAGGUCUCCGAAGAGGCUGAGCCCCCUUUCGACCAACCAUAACAAUGGAACCAUGGUGUCCAAUGGAGGAUUAAUCAGCCCCCAGUCACCCGUAUCCCGAUCUUCUGGAAGAGCCAUUGACCCCAGUUUGCCUCUCCACAAGCAAAACCCUCCGCCCUGCAAUGAACACUACCUCAUGACAUGUUCUAAAGGGGCCGGAAUAUGCAAAUAUUCGCAUGACUACCUCUUGACCCCUGAACAGCUGGCACAACUUGCAAACAAUGCCAAGAAGGCGCCUUGUAACUGGCUCAAAAAUGGUACGCACAUCCACCCGUAG